Trachemys scripta elegans is the source of this 595-nucleotide messenger RNA. It is a transcript of the gene FTL, whose product is annotated as ferritin light chain. Gene Ontology annotation, molecular function: ferric iron binding; ferrous iron binding. The record is from RefSeq and is a predicted model, not a curated record. NCBI's taxonomy places the organism in Eukaryota, Metazoa, Chordata, Testudines, Emydidae. Gene Ontology annotation, biological process: iron ion transport; intracellular iron ion homeostasis. The transcript has 3 exons. The coding region runs from base 16 to 462 and encodes 148 amino acids. Gene Ontology annotation, cellular component: cytoplasm.
ACUCGGGGUUCACUGAUGUCUCCCCCCCCCCAGGGCUAUUUCUUCGACAGGGACGAUGUGGCGCUGGCCCAUUUCUCCGAGUUCUUCCGGCACCUGUCGGGCGAGAAGCGGGAACAGGCCGAGCGGCUGCUGGGCUUCCAGAACCGCCGGGGGGGCCGCAUCCUCCCGCAGGCCAUCCAGAAACCGGAGCAGGACGAGUGGGGGAACGGGGCGGCCGCCAUGGACUUCGCCCUGAAGCUGGAGAAAACCGUCAACCAGGCGCUGCUGGACCUGCACAAGGUGGCCACGAGCCACGCGGACCCCCACAUGUGCGAUUUCCUGGAGACCCACUACCUGGACGAGGAGGUGAAGCUCCUGAAGAAACUGGGCGACCAUGUGACCAACCUGCGGCGCGUGGGGGCGCCCGAGGCGGGGCUGGGCGAGUAUCUCUUCGACCGGCUCACCCUGGGCGACAGCAGCUGAGCCCCGAGCUGCCCGCGGCGCCGGCCCUUUAAAUCCUGCUGCCCUGCCGGGCCGGAGCCCCCCAAUCACGGGGUGACCUGCCCCCUCCAAAGUCUGUAACUGGCAUUGAAUAAAGGCUUGGACUUAGCACUCA